Messenger RNA from Labrus bergylta (ballan wrasse), 3419 nucleotides. The record is from RefSeq and is a predicted model, not a curated record. Lineage: Eukaryota; Metazoa; Chordata; Actinopteri; Labriformes; Labridae.
UGAGAGGAGGAACGGAGGCUGCUCCACGAAGAUGUGAAGAUAAAAACCCCGAGCUACAGCGACCCCCGAGCGGCCUGUUUUCUUUACCUUUCACCGGUGGAGAAGACAUUUUUAUUUUUCUAAUAAAUGCACUUUUUGCAGCACAUGAUUUAUUAUUUUUUGCUUUUUUAAAUUUUACGCAUUUUACGCUAUGGCAGUUCAGUUCACAUCCGGGCCACAAUGCCUUGACUCCAUUAUUGUCUAAAAAAAAAAAAAACUGGCGGAGAGAGGUUGAUAAACCUUUUUAUUUUUCACCGUUAACGGCUCAUUUUUUUAAAUAUAUUUUAGUUUGAAACUUGGUGCAGUGACGACCGGGACGGAGAGGAGAUGUCUAACCAAGGAGUUCGUCGGAACGGCCCCGUGAAGCUGCGAUUAACAGUCCUCUGCGCCAAAAACCUGGUGAAGAAAGACUUCUUCCGCCUCCCUGAUCCAUUCGCAAAGGUUGUCGUGGACGGUUCAGGUCAAUGCCACUCGACAGACACUGUGAGGAACACGCUCGACCCCAAGUGGAACCAACACUACGACCUAUAUAUCGGGAAAUCAGACUCCAUCACCAUCAGCGUGUGGAAUCACAAAAAGAUCCACAAGAAGCAAGGGGCUGGUUUCCUGGGCUGUGUCCGCCUUCUGUCCAACGCAAUCAACCGCCUUAAAGACACGGGCUACCAGAGACUAGACUUGAACAAGCUGAGUCCCAAUGACAGCGACACAGUCAGAGGACAGAUAGUCGUGAGCCUGCAGUCGAGGGACCGGAUAGGCACAGGAGGCCCCGUGGUGGACUGCAGUCGACUGUUUGACAACGAUCUUCCAGAUGGCUGGGAGGAGAGGAGGACCGCGUCUGGACGAAUCCAGUACUUGAACCACAUCACACGCACCACCCAGUGGGAGAGGCCGACCAGGCCUGCCUCAGAGUACUCCAGCCCUGGUCGACCUCUCAGCUGCAUCGUGGACGAGAACACGCCCGUCAGCACGAACGGAGCCACACCCACCACAGCAUUACCCCCCAGUGGCGGGGACCAGCGGGCCCAGGAGAGACGAGUCCGAUCCCAGAGGCACCGAAACUACAUGAGCAGGACCCACCUGCACACGCCCCCCGACCUACCUGAGGGAUAUGAGCAGAGGACCACGCAGCAGGGCCAGGUGUACUUCCUGCACACUCAGACAGGUGUCAGCACGUGGCACGAUCCCAGAGUACCAAGGGAUCUGAGUAAUGUGAACUGUGAGGAGCUGGGUCCUCUACCUCCUGGAUGGGAGAUACGAAACACGGCCACCGGGAGGGUCUACUUUGUCGACCACAACAACCGAACCACGCAGUUCACAGACCCGCGCCUCUCAGCCAACCUGCAUCGAGUCCUAAAUCCAAGUCCCAACGGUUCCAGAGGAGGCAUCGAAGCGCAGAAUGUCAGUCGUCAGAACCAGUUGAAGGAUCAGGUCCAGCAGGCUCUGGUGUCCCCCGCUCAGCUCCCCGAGGAGGCCGAGUGCCUCACGGUGCCCAAGUACAAGCGGGACCUCGUUCAGAAGCUCAAGAUCCUGCGUCAGGAACUGUCCCAGCAGCAGCCUCAGGCCGGUCACUGCCGCAUCGAGGUGUCCCGAGAGGAGAUCUUUGAGGAAUCAUAUCGACAGGUGAUGAAGAUGAGGCCGAAGGACUUGUGGAAAAGGCUCAUGGUGAAGUUCAGAGGAGAGGAGGGGCUGGAUUAUGGAGGCGUGGCCAGGGAGUGGCUCUAUCUGCUGUCGCACGAGAUGCUGAACCCGUACUAUGGCCUGUUCCAGUACUCCCGUGAUGACAUUUACACUCUGCAGAUAAACCCCGACUCUGCUGUCAACCCUGAGCACUUGUCUUACUUUCACUUCGUCGGUCGUAUCAUGGGGAUGGCGGUGUUUCACGGACACUACAUAGACGGAGGAUUCACUCUGCCUUUCUACAAACAGCUGCUGGGUAAACCCAUCACUCUGGAUGACAUGGAGUCUGUGGACCCCGACCUGCACAACAGCCUCGUCUGGAUCCUGGACAACGACAUCACAGGUGUGCUGGACCACACCUUCUGUGUCGAACACAACGCGUACGGUGAGAUCAUCCAGCACGAGCUGAAGCCCAACGGGAAGAGCAUCCAGGUCACGCAGGACACCAAGAAAGAGUACGUCCGGCUCUACGUCAACUGGCGCUUCCUGCGAGGGAUCGAGGCUCAGUUCCUCGCUCUGCAGAAAGGUUUCAACGAGGUCAUCCCGCAGCACCUGCUGAAGGCGUUCGAUGAGAAGGAGCUCGAGCUGAUCGUGUGCGGUCUGGGUAAAAUCGACAUCAACGACUGGAAGUCCAACACGCGGCUCAAACACUGCACUCCGGACAGCAACAGCGUGAAGUGGUUCUGGAAGGCCGUGGAGUCGUUCGACGAGGAGCGCCGAGCCCGGCUGCUGCAGUUUGUCACCGGCUCCUCCAGAGUUCCCCUGCAAGGAUUCAAGGCGCUCCAAGGUGCUGCUGGCCCGCGGCUCUUCACCAUCCACCAGAUUGAUGCCAGCACCAACAACCUGCCCAAAGCCCACACCUGUUUCAACCGGAUUGACAUUCCUCCGUACGAGCACUACGACAAACUUUACGACAAGCUGCUCACUGCCAUCGAGGAGACGUGCGGCUUCGCUGUGGAGUGACUCGCUGACGCCGGCAGCAGCAGCGCUCAGAAACAUCCAGAAGCGACACGGUUUGGUCCCGAUGAGCCUCCUCCUGACAAAACCUGCCACUCAAGACGGGAGGAGGGUCACGCCCGGUUGCUUCUCUCCCAGGGGGACGCACACACUUCCUGGGGACAUGUGGCCGAGCGGAGGGAGGGAGGGAGAAAACGUCACCAGACUUUUUUUUUAUUUUCCUGCCCUCCUUUACGUCUCUCUCUCUCUUCAGCUGCUAAUAACUCAGACUCUCUUACUAACUCGAGGAAACCUGCAAAACGUUGCCAGCUCUUCCCUUUUUUUUUUUUAUAAGUUCAUUUUAGCAUUUAAACACACACAGACUGUACUCCAUGUAGCAACGCUCCAUCUUCCCAAACGGAACACAAGGUCGGCCCGCUCUGAAGCGACACGGACGAGACCGCUCUGCCUGGUUUGACUCGUCUUGUUAGAGUUCAGUCAUGGUUACCAGCACGGCGUUUUGGAAGCAGAGCGUGCAGGACUCCGGCUGAUUGGUGCUUCGGGUGCUGAAAAGUCUGAAAGAAAAAGAAAAACAAAGAGACGCUUAUUAAAAACCCGAAUGUUUACAACCCUCUCCAAAGACAGCAGCAGGAUCGUCUGCCCGCUGAUCCGCCGCCGCCCGACAACCAACGCUGCAUUCCCACAAACCCUGCCACGUCCGACAGCUGGUUUGGUUUGAAGAUGAAUAAAUGAAUGCAUAGCUUAAA